AUGCCAGAGACACAGAAACAAGAGCAGAUGUCAGUCCAGCCACCUGGAUUCGACCUUUCAGAAAAGCCCAUGACCAUGAAAUCGACCCAGCUUCCAGAGACUGACGGCUCAGAGAGCGCAAAUAAGUCUUUGGAAGCUGAUGGACAGGGACAGGAAGAUGAUUACAUUUCGGGUAUCAGAUUUUACAUGGUGAACACUGCCGUCACGCUUGCUGCUGCUUUGUUGUUCCUUGACACCGCUAUCAUUGCAACUGCUAUUCCACGUAUUACCGAUCAAUUCAACUCCCUUGCCGACGUAGGAUGGUACGGGGGCGCGUACCAGUUAGGUAGCGCCACUCUGUUGCCAUUAACUGGUAAAAUAUACCAUUACUUCAGCUCAAAAUGGACGUUCCUAAUUUUCUUCACACUGUUCGAGAUUGGAUCUGUUCUGUGCGGCGCUGCCACCAGUUCUGCCAUGCUGAUUGUUGGCCGCGCUAUCGCCGGCAUGGGAGGUGCCGGCAUCAUCAGUGGUGCGCUGACCAUUAUCGCCAGCUGCAUGCCGUUAAAUAAACGAGCAACGGCUACUGGAAUCAUGAUGGGGGUCAGUCAACUGGGCGUGGUCCUAGGCCCGCUCAUCGGUGGCGCUUUUACUCAGCGAACUACAUGGAGGUGGUGCUUUUACAUCAAUCUGCCGCUUGGUGGUGUCUGUAUUUUAUUUCUCCUUGGGAUUCAUAUACCCGAUCAAGUCAAAAAGCCGAAUCCGCUAGUUGUACUUAGGAAUUUACAUCAUCACCUUGACCUCAUCGGCUUCGUCCUUUUCGCAGGGUCAGUGAUUCAGCUGCUUCUAGCGGUCGAACUUGGUGGCAAUCGGUUUGCUUGGAAUUCAGCUACUAUAAUUGGGUUAUUCUGCGGCGCUGGGGCAACUUUUCUCUUGUGGUUUUCUUGGAAUUGGCGGCUGGGUGAUGAAGCCCUGAUCCCUAAAUCAAUGACCUCGAAGCGGCCAGUGUGGGCGAGUUGUUUAAUGCAGGCUCUCUCCAUGGUUACCCUCUUCGUCGUCAGCUACUUCCUGCCCACAUAUUUCCAAGCAGUGCAGAACCGUUCGCCGCUUCUAAGCGGAGUUCAAUUGCUCCCCAGCAUUAUAGGACAGCUGAUCUUCGCCGUCUUGAGUGGCAUUCUGGUCUCCAAAACUGGCUUCGUUAUUCCCUAUGCCUUUAUCGGUGCAGUGCUUGGGGCUAUAGGAUCCGGUCUCUUUACGACACUUGUCCCCGAUAGCUCCCUUGGAAAAUGGUUUGGAUAUCAAGUACUUUCUGGUGUAGGUCGUGGCAUGGUCAUGCAAAUGCCAAUUAUUGCCAUGCAAGCGAGUUUGGAGCCGAAGGAACUUUCUAUGGCUAACUCGCUUAUGAUGUUCGCACAGUCGCUUUUAACUUCUAUCUUACUCGUUGUCGGUAAUACCGUCUUGGACGAGAGCUUGCGAACAGAGAUACCAAAGUUUGCACCAAACGCCAACGUCCCAGAAAUCAUCGCAGCCGGUGCAACUGCCUUCCGCUCUGUUGUGAGCACAGAUGAACUAGCUGGGGUCAUACGUGCCUAUUCAAACAGUCUCGAUAAAGUCUUUUACAUUGGUGCAGUUUGUGCUAGCCUUGCCUGUCUGGUAACUCCAGCCAUGGGCUGGGUCGAUAUUCGUAACAAGGGUCCCAAGAGUAAGGCAGGCACAACAUCUGAGGAGUCGGCAUUGGAGUCUGAUGAGAAGGUUGCAGAUGACAAGACUGUUUAA
Molecule: messenger RNA, 1752 nt
Organism: Talaromyces marneffei
Lineage: Eukaryota; Fungi; Ascomycota; Eurotiomycetes; Eurotiales; Trichocomaceae
Exons: 3
Coding region: 1-1752 (583 amino acids)
Biological process (GO): transmembrane transport
Molecular function (GO): transmembrane transporter activity
Source: RefSeq, a predicted model, not a curated record